CAAAAAUGUAUUCUAAAGUAAAGGAAACUGCAAGCUCAACCCUCCAAACUGCUAAAAAUCAGUUAGGUACUGUAUCAGAUGUGAUGCAAAGAGGCUCAUCUUUUGUUACAGAUAAAACUAUGUCUAUCAUAGGUUUAUCAAAUAUUUUUGAACACAGAUUCUCAUAUCCUGAGGAGCAAAAAGAGGCAAUCCGUGAGACAAUUAAGCCUGGCGAUAUCAUUCUAGCUAAGACACCAACCUUAUUUGAAACUCUAAGUAUGCAACAGACUACAAGCAAGGACUACAAUGAUAUCUAUGUUGUUGUUGGGAGUCAUUUGAAUUGUCUCCAAAUUACUUCCCCUGAAGCCAAACUAACCAAAGUUUGGAAUCUGAUAUAUCCAAUCAAAGAACCAAAGAUCAUUAGACCUAGAGUUUCUGAAGAAGUGAAGGACAAAUUUAUUCAAGAAUGCUACAAAAUUGUUGGAAAUCAGUUUGAAGAUCCUAGGCUAUCAAACAAAUUUUUGGAACAACAGAAUGAACACCAUCCAAAGCCAGAAUGCUAUCGUUCUCAUGCAAUCUUUGAGGCCUUUAGUGAAGCCCAUCCUGAAAUCUAUCAACAUAUGACUUGUGGAGUAGAUCUUGAUUUAUAUCAAACUGGAAUGCUUAGCAUUCAGGAUUUCAAUUAUAUGGCAGAUAUGAUCCCUGGUAAAUUCGAUGUAAUAUAUCCUCUCACUCAAUUCAAAGAGAAGCAAUUAAUUUCAACAGAUAUCACACCUGAAAUUAAACAAUCUGAAUCUUUCAUGCAAAGAUAUGGAAUAAAUAAAAUAGUUGAUUUCAUUACUUCCAUCACUAACAAUGGAAUAAUCAAUGAGAUUAUAUUGACUUCGAUUCCAUCACUGGUUAAACCAGCUAUCAAUUCAAUCUCAAAUCAAGCUCAGAAUGUUAAAAAGAUUCAUACAGAAAUUUCCAAUCACAAGGAUCAAAAUCUAAUGCUUCAUCAUAAUAAACCCUAUACUCUCAAACAAAUCCUAACAACACAAAUCCUCAAAACUACAAAUCUCCUCAAAAUCACCCCAAAUCCCUCUAACCUCCAUAAACUACAAAACUUAGUCCGGAUGCUGAUCAACUACCAAAGAGGGACUAAAUCUUCUAGACAACUGAAAGGUAUUUUCAGAAUAUUGGUCGCGUUCUUGCCACUAGGAGCAGGAUUUCAAGGGGUUGUGCUGAGACAGGUUUUGGUGAGAUUGGCUGGUAGUGAUUCUAUGCUUACUUCGGUGAAAAGAAUUCCGGAAUAUGCCUCUUCUUUGACAGGUAUAGUCACAAAGGGGGCUUAUAGCUCUUUAAAAUCUUUGAGAGCUAAAAUAUAA
Molecule: messenger RNA, 1346 nt
Organism: Moneuplotes crassus
Lineage: Eukaryota; Ciliophora; Spirotrichea; Euplotida; Euplotidae
Source: the annotation of a GenBank genome assembly